GCCACCCCAUAUAAUCCACAUUCUAGAUCACGGAUCUAAAAUGGCAUAUGAAUUCCCCUUUUCUCAAAGCUAUAAAAUGCAGCGACACUUGGAUAGAAGAUCAAACAAGCAAAGGCUUGCCUUUGUCACUGUAAUGCCCAGUGGAUCAAGGAAAACCUCCGGAACGUCAAUUAGUAUCUGCUCUUGAAGUUAUUGUUUCCCUUACCUCGUUACAAGUGUGAUCAAUGGCUCUGUCUUCUCAAACAGAUGCACGAGGAGGGGUGGAAGAAGGAGUCGCAGCUUUUGGAAUGGAAAUAGAAUCAGACACCAAAACGGGAGAAACCCAACACAUAGCUUCUUCGAAAUCCAACAAGCUAAAGUUCUUCCCCUUGAUAUUCCUCAUCUACUUCGAAGUCUCCGGCGGCCCCUUCGGCGAAGAAACAGCCGUAGAAGCAGCGGGACCACUUCUAGCAUUGUUGGGCUUCAUACUUUUCCCGUUCGUUUGGAGUAUACCAGAGGCCCUGUUGACGGCAGAACUGGCGACAGCGUACCCGGGCAACGGUGGGUACGUUGUGUGGGCUUGGAAUGCGUUCGGACCCUUCUGGGGAUUUCUCAUGGGAUGGUGGAAAUGGGUAGGCGGAGUAAUCAACAACGCCGCCAUAGUUGCCUUAUGUCUGGACUACCUAAAGAUCAUCAUCCCAGCUUUCAGGCAUGGGCCCAUGCGAAUCGUGGGAAUUUCAGUGUGCACGGUGGUGUUGAGCUAUCUCAACUUCAGUGGUCUCACCAUAGUUGGCUGGACUGCGGUUAUUCUGGGGAUGAUCUCACUUAUGCCCUUCUUUCUCAUGUUUUUCUUCUCCAUUCCAAAGCUUAAGCCCUCACGGUGGAUGGUUGGACCCAAGGGUGACACAAACUGGUCACUCUACUUUAACACGCUCUUCUGGAACCUGAAUUUCUGGGACAACGCGAGCACUUUAGCAGGGGAGAUGGAUCAUCCGCAGAGAACUUUCCCACGGGCGCUCUUCUACUCGGGGCUCUUGUCCUGCGUGGGGUAUAUCUUACCCCUGCUGGCAAUUACGGGAGCCCUGGAGCUUAAGAGGGAGUUGUGGACUGAUGGGUACCUGGCUGAUGCAGCCGGGCACAUUGCCGGAGCCUGGUUAAAAUACUGGAUCGAAGUGGGUUCAGUGUUGUCCACAGUGGGGAUGUUUGAAGCCCAGUUGAGCAGCGCCUCUUUUCAGCUUUUGGGCAUGGCGGAGAUAGGGCUUUUGCCCGCUUUCAUGGCCAAGCGCUCCGUUUACAACACACCCUUCUUGGGUAUCCUCGUCUCCGCCGGGGGUACAUUGCUACUAUCAUUCGUUAACUUCACUACCAUCAUGUGGGCCGCCAAUUUUCUCUACAGUUGUGGGAUGCUGCUGGAAUUUGCUUCGUUUCUGUGGCUGAGGCACAAGUUUCCCGCUCUGAGCAGGCCAUUUAGGGUGCCUGUCAAAAUACCCUGCUUGAUAGUCAUAGUCACCGCGCCCGUGGCGCUUCUUCUCUUUAUAAUGACUCUGGCCAACUUGGCUGUCUACAUAAUCAGUAUUUCCGUCACAGUUGUUGGUGUUUUGGGGUACUUUUUGAUGAAUGCCUGCAAGAAGAGAAAUUUGAUGGUGUUUUCCGUGACAGGACAGAGUGGAGUUCAAAGCUUCGCUGAGGAUCGAACCGAGGAGCAGGCAGAACCCAGGCUUAAUCUGUAGCUUAGCGUGUUUAUAGUAGCACCGAGAGCUUUCCAUAACUACAAUAUUUGUUAUGAUACUGCUAUCUCCUAUAUACGAUAGUUGUUUCAACUUUGAGCCAUUUCAGCAUGUCUUUCGUUUCCAAUGUCCAUAUUGUAUGUGAAGGUAGACAUAAUAUGUAUUAGCGCUAGUAGAUCUACAUCAUUAUUUGUUGACAUUUAGUUCAUGUUAUAAAGUAUUGAGUUGAAAUCUUCUUCAAUAUAAAAAGAUUUACAUCGUUAUCACCUAAAA
Molecule: messenger RNA, 1979 nt
Organism: Cryptomeria japonica (Japanese cedar)
Lineage: Eukaryota; Viridiplantae; Streptophyta; Pinopsida; Cupressales; Cupressaceae
Product: probable polyamine transporter At3g13620
Exons: 1
Coding region: 225-1709 (494 amino acids)
Biological process (GO): transmembrane transport
Cellular component (GO): membrane
Molecular function (GO): transmembrane transporter activity
Source: RefSeq, a predicted model, not a curated record